This is a messenger RNA of Cuscuta campestris, 1248 nucleotides long. Lineage: Eukaryota; Viridiplantae; Streptophyta; Magnoliopsida; Solanales; Convolvulaceae. The record is from the annotation of a GenBank genome assembly.
CUUUUUCGAUUCUGCAGAUUUUCUUUAUUAUAGCAUUAUUUGAAAAUCAAAUAAACUAAAACAUAGGCAUUAAAAAAUAAAGGAAUGAUAUAACAUAUAUCAUUUCCUGAUAAAGUACUAUAUAAAUUAGGAAAUGAACAGAACUUUUUCCCUGGCUUGAGUGGUAAUGAGUAAUGGUAAUGAUGACUCCCAACCUUCACCGAUAAAUGGGUUGGAACGUCUCCGGCGGAACCUGUUUGGCGAUUGGAGGUUCUCUUCUCAUUGUCAUCACGCGUGCUGGUGCUGGGAAGAUAACGCCGGGAUUCGCGAUGAAGACGGACCCGGCGGGAAAAUCAUGGGCUGACGUCUCAGAGUCUUACCGAGACUUUUAUUUUAGAGAAUUUAAGAAACGGGUGAAAUGGAGUCCGGAGAUUGACGAGGGGCGGAUGAGGGAGGCGUUCUUGAAGAGGGCUGCAGGUUUGUAUUCUGGAUACAUGUACAACCAGAGGACUGACGGUCGAGUCAAGAAGAAGUCGGUAGAUCCGGGGGCAUUUGAGGCGUUGCAAGAGGGUUGGAAUGCAUCAGAGUUUCAGGAUAUAAGUAAGAGAAAGAAGAAGAAUAGACGCAAGGGUAGAGAGGAUGGCUUUGCUCUUGGGACUUACACUGGAGGCACGGUCUCAUUUUCUGAGAAUUUGAAUCGACUGGUUGCCAAGAAAGGAACGCCUGUCUCGUUGAAAGAUGGCAUUGUCCAUAUGAAGACGAAAAAGCAUGACGGACAGUCUUGGGUUGAUCCAGCUAAUGCUGAUCUCUGGGCUCGGUUUGUUACUCUUCGUGAUGAGGCAAGGAAGAACGGACUCAAUGUCACCGACCAAGAAAUAUGGUACUUGCUAGUCCAGGGCCACAAUGCAAAGAAUCAGGUGCCUCGAGUUGGUGACUAUGAGCGUCAAAUGAGAAAGUUGAAGCCGUCAUCCACCCGUCGUCGCUCUAGUUCUUCCGCUAGUAGCAAGACUGAAAUUGAGGCCUUAAAAGAGCAUAUCCAACGCCUCCAGGAACAGUUUGAUGCCCUCACCUCUAAAUUCACCACCAUGCAAGAAAAUUUGAAAAGGUUAUAUGGUGAUAACUAUCCACCACAAGACGAUGACGGUGGAAAUGGAGGAGCAGGGCAAUCAGGAGACAUUUGUUAGACAGUUUGAAAACAUUAUCAAUGUUUAUGCAUAUUAUCUCACUGAAAUGUUUAUGCAUACAAUACAUUAAAAUUAACUUAAUUUG